AUGAGCACUAUUCAUUCUCCGAAUGUUGUUAUUCCUGCUGGUGGUGGUAGCAGUGAACUAGUGACAAAUUCCUAUCCUUCGCCCGUAAAAUCUAAUCAUGAAUCACAAAUACCGACAACAAACGUUUUUGUACAGCAAACACUCAAUCAUCAUCAUCAUCAUAAUCAUCAUAGCAAUAAUAAUCGAACGUUGAACACUUGUAAUGUCACAAGUUCAAAAUCUUCUAGCCGAGUGCGAAAACCCUCGGAUGAAGAGGACAACUUUGCUUUAUUGACAAUAAAAACUUCUUUAAAAAGAAAUCGAUCACCUUCACUAACAGAUGAAAGAACAAAUCACGAAACUACAGAAAAUGAAAACAUAGCAAAAACACAACAGAUAUCUCCACAUAUAUCGACAAUAUCAGACGAGAAAACAAUAGCUAACGGACCAACAACAUUGACUCCCGUCAAAGCUGUGAGACAGAGUAGAAAAAAAAGACAAACGAGAGAUAUUGAUCAUAACUUAGGUCGCCAUUUAUCAGCUGAUAAAUUGCACGUGUACCGUUGGCCACCCUCAGAUACUCUAGCUGAUUUACAUGUUUUACAAGAACAAAUCUGCGAUUAUCUAAGUUUAAAAUCAUUUAAAAGGAAAUAUCCUGAUAUCAGUCGCCGCGUUGUUGACUUAAACGAAAGAGAAUAUUUAAAAUCGCAAAAUGUCGUCACAGAAACACAAUGUGAUCUUGGAUUAACAGCAUUGAAACUUGACGAAAUACUUAAUAUAACAAAUGAUCGUCCAUCAAAGCAGCUACUAUCCAAUGUUCGUCAAGAUACAAUUCGUUCGGCGGUUGAAUAUAAUCAACAAAUACAAAGAGAAAGACGAAAGGAUCGACAAGCUUGCUUUGAUUUGCAAACAAUGCAAAUUCAUUUUCCAGCUAACAAACAAUUUCGAUUACCUCAAAAUCUUACUCACGUUGGAUCUUAUCCGCUACCACUUGUACCUGGACAAUAUCAUGAUGCUUUCAUCAAGUAUACCUCUGAUGAAUUAAAAUAUAUGCCGAUAAAUACCGCUUUAUACUAUUAUCCAAAACCCUUAUCAUUAGUGCAAUCUGAACGUUUUGAUCAGGCUACAAGUGACGAAGAAAAUGAAGACGAAAUGGAGAUAGGAUCAUCAAUGCAGAUUCAACAACAAUCUGUACCGACUUCUUUUGCUCCCAUUCAAUCACACCUGCCUCCUAUCGUUCUUCAGCCUCAACAACUUCAGUCUUCACUAGAUUCAAACGGUGUUUUUAUUGAAACACAGUCAUCUUGUACAAAUGGUCCAUUGUCUCGCACAUUGAUAAAUAAACAAAACUCUCUGAACAGUCAUAAUAGUCAAAGUACACAAAAUUUUUCUUCAUCUACUAAUAGCACAACGACCAAUAUUUGUUAUAUAUGUAAACAACAACGUUCACCAAAUCAACAACAGCAGCAACAAGAUGAUCAAUUUAUUACAUGUUCAACUUGUUUACAUCGUUCUCAUCCUCAAUGUCUUGAUAUUAACUUAGAAAUGUUGCAAAUUAUUCAGACGUAUCAGUGGCAAUGUAUGGACUGUAAAAAUUGUUCAACAUGUAAUAAACCACAUGACGAGGCCCAAAUGAUGUUUUGUGAUCGUUGUGAUCGUGGUUAUCAUACGUACUGUGUGGGUCUUCAAGCUAUUCCUGAUGGAUCGUGGCAGUGUUCAGCUUGUGUGAUAUACAAACGAGAAGUCAUUACACCACCGCCUCUGUCCACAACGUCACCCAUUACAAAAAACAGACGGGGAAGGAUAGCGAAUAACAGUCGUUUAUCAUCGUCGUCCACGCGUCUAUCUCAUAAUUUUUCGUCGUCCUCCCCGAUACCAAUCACUACUGCCACAUCAUCUCCUACCACAACAACAACAACUAGUCGUGGUCGUGGUAGUUCUCGUCGAGGUCGUGUGAAAUUAGGUGUUAACUCGUCUACUAAUCAUUCAUUUCCAUUAUCGCCGUUAAAUACUUCUUCAAAUUCGUCUACAACAAACGAUGCUCCAACUCCGCCACCUCACGCGUUUGUUCAACCAUCUAUACCAUUCCAAGAUACAUCGUCAAACACUUUUAAUCCAAUUUUAAAUUGUUCUUCAACAAUUGUUUCAUCCUCACUAACUUUAAACAAUGACAGUUCGAAUGGUAGUCACACUGAUUCAAAACAUUCAUGGACAACAAAUAAUCAGAGAUAG
This is a messenger RNA of Didymodactylos carnosus, 2211 nucleotides long. The record is from the annotation of a GenBank genome assembly. NCBI's taxonomy places the organism in Eukaryota, Metazoa, Rotifera, Eurotatoria, Philodinida, Philodinidae.